AUGUAAUAUUAGCUUUAAAUCAUUGACAUAUAGUCCUUUGAGAAUAAAUACUAUUACAAUGUUAGAAUUACAAACAAUUAUUAUACCUGUUAUCGAGAUGUAAGGGUACGCUUCUAAGAUCUAAAUUAAAUGUCUCGAAACCUCAUGUCUGAUAAUUAUCAAACAAUUGUAAGAGAUUUCAAAAUAUAAAAAUAUUAGUUACCUUAAUUUCCAGAAAAGUCAAUUUUCAGUUCUUGGUUUUAGUAUAGUGAAAGCAGAGAGGAUUUAUAAGAGCAUCUUAAAGCUAUAUAAGCAUACUUAUCUCAAAUUAAUAAGUAACAAUAAUUUAUAGUUAAGAAUAAUAAUCUAUAAACCUGAUGCUAUAAAUUAAUUUGUUUGUAGUGCUUUUGAUCCUGAAAGACUGAAGAAUUUAAAAUUUGAAAAAUUAACUAAAGAGACCCUAUAUAAAAAUUACAUAAAAUCAGCUCAAAUAAAAAAGAGUUCCUUUAAUAAAGUUUUUAGAGUUAGUGUUAGUUCAAUACCAUUAACAGUUCAUCAGUAUUUAAUCCCUUAAAAUGAUUUUGCUAAAGUUGAAUAUGAACAUUAUAAAAGAUCAUAAUCGCUAAUUACAGAUUUUACUCAUGUAGUAAAAUGUUUUGAAAUAGGUUAUAUGCAAAAGAAUAAACCUUUCUUUAAUAAAAAGGUAAAAAAAACUAUAUAUAAUAAAAUAUUUAAAACAGAUGACAUAUAAUAUGAUAUAAUUUAUGCAGUUGAAGAAUGGGUAGAAUAACCAAUGAAGGAAAUUAUUUAAUUAAGAGCUUAAACAAAUAGUUUUUUUUAAUUAGAAGUUAUUGUUGAAGCAAUUAUUACAUUAGUGACAGUUGCUUAAUAUUUCUAAUUUUUAUAGAUAUUUUAAAAAUAGUUUUCUGUAAGUUUUUUGUUUUAUGAUGAAAAAAAAGGAUUUAAAGUUGGUGGAUUAUCUCCUGUACUUGCCUUCAAAAAAAGAUAUUAUAUUUAAUAUGAUAAAAAUACUAAUGAUUAUAAAGCUCUAUAAACACCAGAGAGUAAUACAAAAUUAAAUUAAUAUGGUUUUAAUAAUAAUUUCAAUGUUGCAAUUAGAAAUGAUGUUUGGUAAAUUGGUAUAGUCAUUUUAUCUAUGGCUUCCUUAACAUUACCAGCUGAUAUGAUAUCAUAAGAAGCAAUUGAAGAUAAAUUAUAAUUAAUAUCAUUUCAAUAUGGGUAUGUAAUUUUUAAAAUUAGGGAAAUAUUAGGAAAUUUAAUUAGAAAUAUGUUAUUACGAAAUCCAAUUGAAAGAUGUUCUCUAACAGAUGUUGCAUGCGCUGCUCAAAAUCUUUUACCUAUGAAAUUAGUUUUUCUAAAGUUUGAAGAAAGAAUUGAGAGAAUUUAAGUUUAAAUGUUAAUUUAAAUAGAUUACUUCACUUUCAUAAUUAUUACUUGAAGAAUUAGACAAAUCUUUUAGAGAGAAAAAACUAAGAAAAUAUAUAAUUUAAAUGACAGUGAGUAAGUCUGUAGUCUAAUAGAUAUUUUUAUUUUAUUUGGAAAGAAUAAAAAGAGAAAAUGUGAUACAAUUGUAUAUCAAUUUAUCUCCUUAACAAGUUCCUGAUGAUUUGAUUAAUAGAAUGAUGGGAAUAAUUAUUGAUUAUAAGUAUCUAUAACAACUUGUUUUGAAUUUUAGAGGAUGCUCUAUUAAUUAGAAUGCUUGCUUAAAUAUAAUUUAAUAAGCUAAUCUAAUUACUCAAUUAAAAUAAUUAACACUAGAAAUAAGUGGAAUUUAAAUAAUUUAGAUUCCUGAAACAAAACUUCGAGUUGUUGUUUAUAACCAAUGA
This is a messenger RNA of Paramecium sonneborni, 1826 nucleotides long. Lineage: Eukaryota; Ciliophora; Oligohymenophorea; Peniculida; Parameciidae. The record is from the annotation of a GenBank genome assembly.